Phoenix dactylifera (date palm) is the source of this 2765-nucleotide messenger RNA. Its product is annotated as scopoletin glucosyltransferase-like. The record is from RefSeq and is a predicted model, not a curated record. Gene Ontology annotation, molecular function: UDP-glucosyltransferase activity. Lineage: Eukaryota; Viridiplantae; Streptophyta; Magnoliopsida; Arecales; Arecaceae.
AAGUGAAUCACGUUAGGAAAUUAAAUCCAUCUAAUCCAUUUACAAUCAAGUUAUAUUAGAUUGUAUUUGAGAUUUAUUUUAUGAAUCUACCAUAUCUCUCAGAUAAAUCAAAUCGAGAGUAAUGCGCAAACAAACCAUAAAGAUACGUAUAAAAGAAUGGCUCAAUUAUACUAUAACUAUAUUAUACAAAAAAAGUAGUAAUUAAAUAUUGUGUAAACAUCACGAACAACCUAUUUCAACGGUUAUAUAAGAAUUAUAAUCAACAACCCAAAUUAACAAUUAAUUAUAAAAUAGUUAUUUAAAAAGAAGUAAGAUUACUAGAUUCCAAAAGGUAAACGCCAUGAAUAAUCCAUCUCAUCGACAAUCAUGUAUUUUUGAAUUGAAAACAUGAGAUUCAAUUAACUUGCCGUCCUACUUCAUAAUAUUGUUUUCUGAUACCAUAUUUUGAUUGAUCCGUCGUUUAUUCGUCAGUAUGUGGCGUUGGAUGGGCUUCUGGAAUCACGGUUCAAGAGUCGCGGCUGGAAAUUAGACGGAACUAGUCGAGUAAUCGGAACCGGAGGUUAGAGGGGUUACGUCAAACUUAUCUUCCAUCGUCCCGUCCAAAAGAAAAAAGAAAAAAAGAGGCCUUUCGUAAGCAAUGACGAAGGAGCCACUGCAAGUCAGCAUUUGCAGGUCAUUCUGAACUCCAGGGCCGAAGACCUCUUCCAUCGAUUCUACUGGAUAUUAGAAACCUCUCCCCAUUUUACCUGAUCUCUGGAACAGGGCAAAAGAAAUUUCCCCUUCCUCGGUAGUGUUUGCCAUCUCUCGGAGCUUCAACAUGGGCUCAGCCACUCGAGACCUCCACAUCCUUUUCUUCCCCUUCUCGGCCCCAGGCCACAUUAUCCCCAUCGUCGACUUGGCCAAGCUCUUCGCCUCCCGCGGCGUCAAAACCAGCAUCCUCACCACCCCGGGCAACGCCCCCUCCAUCCAACUCUCCAUCGACCAAGUCAAUGACUCCUCCACCCUCCGCCACCCCAUCGCCCUCUACCUCCUCCCCUUCCCCUCCACCGAGGCCGGCCUCCCCACUGGCUGCGAGAACGUGAGCUCCAUCACCUCCGCCAAUCUCGACACGCGGGUCAAAUUCGUCCGGGCAUUCGAGCUCCUCCGUCAGCCUUUCGCCCGAGUCCUUAGAGAGUUACUCCCCGACGCCGUCGUAACCGACACCUUCCUUCCCUGGACCCAAGACGUCGCCGCCGAGCUUGACGUGCCGCGCCUCGUGUUCCACGGCACCAGCCUCUUCUCCCUCUGCGCCUCCGAUAGCAUAGACCGCUUCAAAGUCCUCGACUCCGUCCCGCCCGGCAGCGCCCAGUCCUUUGUCCUUCCCGGCCUCCCCCACCGGAUCGAGAUGCAGAGAUCCCAAUUCCGGGACUCAAGCAAGAUGCCCGGAUUUACGGUGUUUUUCGACCGGAUCAGGAUUUCCGAGGAGCGGAGCUAUGGCGUCGUGGCCAAUAGCUACUACGAGCUAGAGCCGGAUUACGCCGAACAUUAUAGAAAGGUGGUAGGUAGAAGGUUGUGGAACGUCGGCCCGGUGUCACUCUGCAACAGAAAUGAGAUCGAGAAGUCUCGGAGGGGAGAUGAGACUUCCAUCGAUUGCAGCCAGUGUUUGAGCUGGUUGAACACCAAGAAACCGGGCUCGGUGGUCUACAUUUGUUUUGGGAGCAUGUACAAAUUACCCAUAGCACAAAUCAGAGAGAUUGCUUUGGGUCUCGAGGCCUCGGACGCACCGUUUAUUUUGGUGGUGAGAGAUGUCCGCGGAAAUGACUCGGACUGGCUGCCAGAAGGGUUCGAGGAGGAAGUGGUGGGAAGGGGGAAGGGACUGAUAAUAAGAGGAUGGGCGCCGCAGCUACUUAUAUUGAAUCAUGAGGCUGUGGGGGGAUUUGUGACGCACUGCGGCUGGAAUUCUUGCUUGGAGGGUGUGAGCGCCGGGGUGCCGAUGAUCACUUGGCCGAUGUUCGCCGAGCAGUUUCUUAACGAGAGGUUGAUAGUGGAUGUGUUGAAGGUUGGGGUUGGGGUCGGUGUGAAGGAGUACGUAGAUAUUGCUGCGGAAAGGAGGGUGGUGGCGGGGGAGGAGAUAAGGAGGGCGGUGGGGAGGGUUAUGGACGGGGGAGAAGAGGCGGAGGAGAUGCGGAGGAGAGCGAGGGAGCUCGCGGAGAUGGGAAGGAGGGCAGUGGAGGAGGGUGGAUCGUCUUAUGCCGACGUGGGGGAGCUUAUCCAGGAGUUGAUUGGGAGGAGGAAGACAACUGGGACAGAAUAGAUGCGUAAGGUUCUGAGGAGCGAGUCUUGGUUUGUUUGCCACCUACUCAAAUUAUGCAAACUACAUUCAUCGGUCGGUUUGUAAGGGCAACAAUACUCAGUGUGGCAUUUUAGCUAGAAAAUAAUUUGUGUUCCAGAGAAAAUAGUGCUAUAUUCUAUAAGCGUGCAUAGAAAUUUCUGGAUCCAUCACACUAUCACACAAUUGUACCUUGCUGGGUCAUCACCUUAGAAGCAGGUGAGACUUGCGCCUGCACACAAACUUUCAUGGUGGUUCCCGACAAAUGCAUUCUUGAGGUCAGCCUUCAAUGUCUGGAUUUUCAAUAGUCACAGUAUAUCGAACAAAAUCAUUUGAGUUAGAUUGCAGGUAUGCCUUUUUUUCUUUUUUUCUUGAGUACUAGAUUAGAGAUCUGCCCCAUAACGUCAUUAAGUCACUCGAGGAUGUCGCUAAAGCGCCACUCAGCUGGUGUGGUGUA